This is a messenger RNA of Penicilliopsis zonata CBS 506.65, 1013 nucleotides long. RefSeq lists its product as hypothetical. The coding region runs from base 173 to 799 and encodes 208 amino acids. The transcript is spliced from 2 exons. The record is from RefSeq and is a predicted model, not a curated record. Lineage: Eukaryota; Fungi; Ascomycota; Eurotiomycetes; Eurotiales; Aspergillaceae.
CGUGUUCAACCCCGCGCCGGUCAUGGCACUCACGCACAAGAACAAUGCAUCGACAUAAGCAACACUGCGGAAGGGCGUCGACGAGCACCAAAAGAUGAUGCUGCAGAACAGCGGUGUUGCCAGAAAAUAGAUGUAAUGCAGCGUGAGGAAGUUGAAGGGCGGUAGCACCGCCAUGAUGCGGCGACCAACUGGUCGAAGCUGCGCUCGAGCUAUAGGGAAACAAAAGUCAAGGUUGAUAUCAGUAUAUCUGACUCUAUUGGCCGAUCUGGGGUCUCCUAUUCUCCCUCGGCCGAGAAACGGUGUUCGACUUCGCGGUGAUGGCAACACUUACAUAACAUCCCGUAGAUAUGCGAGAUUCUCACUACCAGCGCAGGCCCGGUCCCCUGGAUGUAAGGAGGGAAUAGAAAGAGUCCUUUCCCUGCAGCCAAGGUGCAGAUGGACCAGGUUUAUUGAUCAAAUAAGAAAAAAAUUCUCUUCUCUGCUGCCGCCAGUGCCCCUCCGACUGGCUGAGGAAGUGGAGAGGAAACCCACCCCGCUAACGCUGACGAAAGGCUGGCAUGAAACAAGUGCUCAGAAAGGCCGAAUCAUCCAUGUUCUUAUUCUUUUGGGGUAUAUGCAACCAGUCGAAUGGACGAGUCGAUCGUGGGACAAAUCGCAGGGUGUCUUGGUGCAUGUGGUGGCUGCAGUGGACAGUGAGAGGGAGGGAGAAGAGACAAAAUUCAGCUCAAGUAGCGGUGACGGAAGAUCGACUUUUCUACGGACCUACUACAUAUUGAUCUACGGGUCUUCAAUUGCUUGACAGACCGUAAAUACCUGAUCUGCUGUGUAGGCCAGAGGCUAGUCCAUCGCAUAAACUGGCCAGAAUUGGGAUUCUAGCAGCAAAUAACAAGAAAGUCGGGGGGGAAAAAGUCUUCGUCAAAUUCCUCUGUUCGAGCAGGCAGUACGGAGUAUAUAGGAUCAUUGCAGCCUCAGGCAUCCAAGGGUCCUCUCACUCUCGGUGCGACCUUCUGAGG